This is a messenger RNA of Merops nubicus (carmine bee-eater), 986 nucleotides long. RefSeq names its product cytochrome P450 2D4-like. The transcript is spliced from 6 exons. The record is from RefSeq and is a predicted model, not a curated record. Gene Ontology annotation, cellular component: intracellular membrane-bounded organelle; cytoplasm. Gene Ontology annotation, molecular function: iron ion binding; heme binding; oxidoreductase activity, acting on paired donors, with incorporation or reduction of molecular oxygen, reduced flavin or flavoprotein as one donor, and incorporation of one atom of oxygen. The annotation marks the transcript as partial. Gene Ontology annotation, biological process: arachidonate metabolic process; xenobiotic metabolic process. Lineage: Eukaryota; Metazoa; Chordata; Aves; Coraciiformes; Meropidae.
GGCGUCCCUUCGACCUGCGUUUCCUGGUCAAUAACGCGGUGUGCAACAUCAUCUGCACCACCACCUUUGGGGAGCGCUUCCACUACGGUGACGAGACCUUCAGGAAGCUCCUGCACCUCUUUGAGAACUCCCUGAAGGAAGAAACUGGGCUCCUGCCUCAGCUUCUCAACGUGGUGCCCAUCUUGUUGCACCUGCCUGGAGUGCCCCAGAAGGUCUUCCGAGAGCAAAAGGCAUUCAUGGACUUCGUGGAUGUGCUCAUAGCCAAGCACAUGGAGACCCGGGACGCCGACUGCGUCCGAGACUUCACCGAUGCUUUUUUAAAGGAAAUGGACAAGGGUAAGGAGACCGAGGAGAAUGGUUUCAACUACAACAACCUUCGCCUGGUGACCGCAGACUUGUUUGUGGCUGGCUCUGAGACCACCUCCACCACGCUCCGCUGGGCCUUCCUCUACAUGCUCCUCUACCCAGAAAUACAGAGCAAGGUGCAGGCAGAGAUUGACAAGGUGAUUGGCAGAGAGAGAUCCCCCAGCAUGACGGACCAGGCGAGCUUGCCUUACACCAACGCCGUGAUCCACGAGGUGCAGCGCUACGGGGACGUGGCGCCGGUGGGGCUGCCCCACAUGACCUACCGGGACACCGAGCUGCACGGCUUCUUCAUCCCCAAGGGGACAACAGUCAUUACCAACUUGUCUUCCGUGCUGAAGGACGAGACAGUCUGGGAGAAGCCAAACGAGUUUUACCCCCAACACUUCCUGGAUGCAGAUGGGCAGUUUGUGAAACCAGAGGCCUUCCUGCCCUUCUCAGCAGGUCGCCGUGUCUGCCUGGGGGAACAGCUGGCCAGGAUGGAGCUCUUUCUUUUCUUUACCACUCUCAUGCAGAAUUUCACCUUCGAGCUCCCCGAGGGCCAGCCCAGGCCACAUGAGGACGGUCACUUUGCCCUCACCAACUCCCCACACCCCUACCUGGUGCGAGCUGUCCCGCGGUAG